CUCAUUGCGCAGGACCUUGGACUGAACCUGGCUGAAAGAUAGCACAUAGAUCAAAGAAGUUGAGCAAAAAAGGAUGUUGUUACUUGCUAUGUGGGGCCUUGACGACCUAUGUAUGUACUUGUAUCGGAUCUCAGGCCUAGGCCUCAGGAGCGGCGGGAGACAGUCUGAGACAGCUGCCCAAACUUGGUGACGUCGGACUUAUUUUUGGACCUGCUAAGUACUGUCACAAUACAGCCGAAUGUCACGUCGGGGUAGGAGGCGGUCGCGCCCCACAAACUGUACCGCCAACUGUUACUGAACACUCCUACUGAGUUGCCAACCACUUUAUAUUUUUUUUAUUCUUUCGACGGCGUUCAUGAGACUUACUGGCUUGAGAUUUUUUCUCUCGUACGAAUCGUUUGGUGUCUCGUCUCCCUUCGACCCAGCCUGUAGACUUGUGACAUCUCCGUUCUUUUCUCCUCUGACUCUCGGUGCACUUCGUCUACUGCUUGCUGUGUAUUCGCUCGUUACAACAAUCACUGUUCUCGUUUUUGAGUCUGUUCGUUACCACGAUGCUAGUGGUUUUUUGAGUUACUUCACCGACCUCAGUUACAUUGGUCUGGUUGCCUACUUCUGGGCCUCUAGCACUCAAACCAUCGUAUUUGCUUUGCGAGGACAGAAGUCGUACCCUCUGCAAUCAUGGCCACGGAUCCUACAGCUCUUGCACGUCCUCCUGUACUCUACUAUCACCGUAUUUCCCAUCAUCGUGACUGUUGUGUUUUGGGCUAUACUCGCUUCUUCAUCGACGUUUAGCACCCGGUACUCAGCUUGGUCCAAUGUAUCUCAACAUGCCAUGAAUAGUAUCUUCGUUCUGUUCGAGAUACUCCUGACAAAUGCUGGUCCAAGUCCAUGGAGUCACAUCAUACCAUGUUUCGUCCCUCUUGCGUGUUACCUCGGUGUUGCAUAUAUUACUCAUGCCACACAAGGAUUCUACACUUACAGUUUCCUUGAUCCGUCGACGGAGCAUGGACUUUUAGCCGCUUACAUCAUCGGCAUUGCUGUCGGCUACUGCGUUGUCUUCGCGAUCGUUAGGGGUAUCUGCACAUUGCGGUGCCGUGUGGUCUCGCGUUACCGUCGGGACUCUUCUGAACAGGUACCAUCCGAAGCUAUAGAUGAGUGGGAACAUAUCGAUAGCGAACAGCCGAAGGAGUCGACUGGAUCUGAGGCUUAAGUAUCUUUGUUUAUUGUUAUUUUCAUGAUGCAGAGCGAAUAGGUUUUGUUGGCUGCUGAUCUCUCUGGUAGUGGACUAUCCCCGGCACGUCAUAUUCGUUACUAUCACAUUGGUUAUGUAUCAUUAUGCGCGAUUGGUCAUUGAGACUUUUUCACCGAGGGGUUCUCUUUCGCACACAGGUGUCAUGUGUAUGCCCUUUGGCCCGUGUGGGAACUAGACGCUGUCGGCACCAACACAGUCGCCUGAAGCAACCACGAGCACAGUUCGCUCAUUCAAGCCACGCACCAUGGCUAGUAUACUCUGAACGCUGACUGUUCUAGAGUCUUCCCUUGGCUCAACAAGGAAAGCACCCGUCCAAGGUUUCAGAUUCACCGAAUC
Molecule: messenger RNA, 1588 nt
Organism: Suillus paluster
Lineage: Eukaryota; Fungi; Basidiomycota; Agaricomycetes; Boletales; Suillaceae
Exons: 6
Coding region: 356-1210 (284 amino acids)
Cellular component (GO): membrane
Source: RefSeq, a predicted model, not a curated record